Paramecium pentaurelia is the source of this 1260-nucleotide messenger RNA. The record is from the annotation of a GenBank genome assembly. Lineage: Eukaryota; Ciliophora; Oligohymenophorea; Peniculida; Parameciidae.
AUGAUUUUUGAUCUAACAGGGUUAGAUAUUGCAAUUGCCUAAAUAUCCUUAAAUUUCUUGGUUUCUAUAUCAUUUUUAAUCAGAUCAAAAUAUAAUUAGAGGAUUCAACAGAAAUCUCAAAAAAAUAUUUUAAAAGUAUUGACUUAUUCUAUUUAAGAAAAAUAAAAAAAAGCAAAGUGAUAAUAACUUUUAAACUAAAAUUACUAUUUAAAACUAAACAUCCUCAAGUAAGUGUUAAUUCAAUUAUAGUAAAAAAAAAUAUUAGUGCUCAAAAGUCUUUAAAAUCUAAUGAAUUAGAAUAGAAUAAUUCAAAAAAAAAUUAGGCUGAACACUAUCCUUAAUCUUCAGGGUUAAUACUAUCUCCUUGCAAUAAAAUAUUAGGUAAUAACAUUAAUAAUAACUAGAAAAUGACAAACUUAUAUCAGAUACAAAUCGAUAGACUCAUAGAUCAAGUUUAGUACCUAUACUUUAGACUCAAAAAUAGUAAACAACAAGCAAAUCUAGUAAUUGUAGUUAGAAUAUAAUUUAACUAAAUCCAAAACCAUCAUCUGAUCAAAAUAAAUCAAUUAUUAAUUAGUUAAAAGAGAAUCCUAGUUUUGGAGGAUCUAAACUAGUUUAGUGUUAAGUAAUUAUAAUAAAAUAAUUAUAUUUUAGUAAUGUAAAGCUGAUAAUUCAGUUGAAUAAUCUGAUGAUAUAAUUACUAUUGAAAGAAAAAGAAAUAUGAGUGUACCUUCAGAAAUAAAAGAAGAUGAGAACUAAGAAUAAUAAAUUUAAAAAAAGCAAUAAGAAGAACUAAAAUAAAAAAUUUAAUAAUAAAAAGAAAUCGAAUAUACAUAGUAUAUUCAAUUAUAAAAUCAUUUCCUUUUAUUUUCUUGUAUGUUUUUUGUACAAUCUAUUAUAUAAAAAAUGAAUUCAGAUUUAAAACUAUAUGAAGAAAUAAAUUUAAACAAUAUAUUGGAGAUAUAUUCAUUGUAGGCUUGCAUUGGAGCCCUAUAUUUUAAUGUUAUUUAAGCACUAUUAAUAAUAUUUUUGGAAAAAAUUCUAAAAUGCCAUAAAUUAAUAACUCGAUUAUCAUUCUCUGCAUAUAAUAUCUCUAUCCCAUUUUACCUUUAUUCAACUAUAGAAGAGGAGAAUAGAAUGAUAAAUUUAGAAUUUUUAUUGAUGAUUGGAUGCAUUUAUUUUUUAUAGUUCUUAGUCUUUAUUUUCUGUAGAAUACUUAAUUGGAAAAAUUAUCCUUUAACUUUAUUUUUGACAUUUUGA